AUGGCCUCUGGUAAUUCAUACCCAACUCGCCAGCCGCCAUCACAAUCAAAUGGUGAAGCCGACAUGCUACAUGCCAUGAUCAACAACCUCAACAUCAGGAGUCCGUAUCGUAAAUACCCUUCUUUGGGUGUUCCAUGCGCCGAUGGAACCAGCACAUUUCAACUGAACCUCCGACGAGAGCAAUGGUGGCAGAUGCUGCAGGAACAUGCUUGGAAGGAAAAAGUCAUGAUGCAGAAGUUCCGCCUUAAGGAGGAGAGCAAAGAAAGACAGAAGCAAGAGAAACUGCGAGAGAGAGAACAGGCAGAGGAGAAAGAGGAUGGGAAGGAUGGGCAGAAGAAGCAGAGGAAGGAUAGUCUUGUCACUGAGAAGGAUGUUGCUUCUGCCAACACAAGUGGAAGAGUUGCAGCUGAGAAGAGUUCAGCUGUGUCGGCCUUCUAUGAUUCGUCUGGAGAGGAAGAAGACAGCGAGGAUGAGGAACUUCCUCAGCCCGAGCAGGCAAGAUAUGGGAAAGCGAAGAAGACGAGUGAAGUCAAGAAUCACAAGGAGAAAGGUCACAAGAAUGAACACAAGGUGCGGAGGGGGAAACCCCUAGGUUGUAUACGAAACCAUGGCAAGAAAGGGUCUGUAGCCAGUUGUUCUUCAUCAAGAACAUCUACUUCUCACUCAGAAGUGGAUGUAAAGGAGGCCUGCCAGAGAGGAUGA
Messenger RNA from Aureobasidium melanogenum CBS 110374, 702 nucleotides. RefSeq lists its product as uncharacterized. The record is from RefSeq and is a predicted model, not a curated record. Bases 1 to 702 code for a protein of 233 amino acids. Lineage: Eukaryota; Fungi; Ascomycota; Dothideomycetes; Dothideales; Saccotheciaceae. The transcript has a single exon.